AUGCCUUCCCAGCAAUCGAUCAAAGCGGGAGACCGCACUAUCAAGCUCAACACUUGGCAAUUCAUCGGCAAUGAAUGGAAGGAAGCUGUUGGCAAAUCGACUUUCGGUAUCGAGAAUCCUUCUACCGGCGAAGAGGUCAUUCAAGUAUCAGAAGGAAAGGCCGAAGAUGUCGACAUCGCCGUCAAGACCGCCCGGAAGACAUUCAAGGAUCCCGCAUACAAGGAGAUGAACCCGACAGACAGGUCGGCCAUUCUUCAGAAGCUUGCCGAUCUGAUGCAGGAGAACUUCGAUGACUUGGUCGCGCUGGAGAUGCUGGAUACUGGCAAGACACACAAGCAGUGCUCGAACCUGGACGUGCCAGCCUCGAUAGGCACGCUGAGAUAUUACGCCGGGUGGGCGGACAAGGUCCUUGGCCUGUCAUCCUUCAACAUUCCCAAGACGUUCGCAUAUACUAAGCGCGAGCCCGUCGGCGUGUGCGGUCAGAUCAUCCCCUGGAACUUCCCACUGCUCAUGUUCACUUGGAAGAUCGCCCCAGCUUUCGCCUGCGGCAACACAGUCGUGAUCAAGUCGGCAGAAGCUACACCACUUUCCGCACUCUACAUGUGUGACCUGAUUGUCAAGGCAGGUUUCCCGGCAGGUUCGAUCAACUUGAUCACCGGCUACGGAAAGAAUGCUGGUGCUGCCAUUGCUUCUCAUAUGGAUGUCAACAAGGUCGCUUUCACUGGCUCAACGGUUACCGGACGAUCAAUUUUGAAAGCCGCGGCCAGCUCGAAUCUCAAGAAGGUGACACUGGAGCUGGGAGGCAAAAGAAACAUCAUCUUCCCGGAUGCCGAUCUCAAGAAGGCGAUCGAAUGGUCAAUCUGGGGCAUCAACAUGAACUUUGGCCAGACUUGCCACGCCGGAACGCGCAUCUACGUGCACGAGGAUGUCUACGAUGAGUUCCUCGAGCUCUACACGGCGCGUAUGAAGAAAAUGGUGGUUGGUGACAACUUUGACAAGAACAACACGCAAGGCCCACAGAACUCGAAGAUGCAGUAUGAGAAAAUUCUCGGCUAUAUUGACUCUGGCAAGAGUGAUGGUGCUACUGUCCACCUGGGCGGCAACGCCAUCAAGGGCAAGGACGGCUCGAAGGGAUACUUCAUCGAGCCAACUAUCUUCACGAAUGUUACAGCCAAUAUGAAGAUCAUGCGCGAGGAGAUCUUUGGACCUGUUGUUGCGAUUGCUAAGUUCAAGACCGAGGAGGAGGUUAUUGAGAUGGCCAACGAUACCACUUACGGUCUUGCUGCUGGUGUUCACACAAAGGACUACGAAAGAGCUAUUCGCGUGACUAGUGCUCUGGAAGCUGGCACGACUUGGGUCAAUAUGUACAACUUCGUGCAUUGGUCGAUCCCCUUCGGCGGAUAUAAGGAGAGCGGUAUCGGUCGUGAGUGCGGCGAGGCAGCGCUGGAGAACUACACAGAAGUCAAGGCGGUAUACUUUAACAUGGGGAUGAGAGCGCCAGAUGCCCUUGACGAUUGA
Messenger RNA from Cyphellophora attinorum, 1518 nucleotides. Its product is annotated as Aldehyde dehydrogenase. The transcript is spliced from 4 exons. Lineage: Eukaryota; Fungi; Ascomycota; Eurotiomycetes; Chaetothyriales; Cyphellophoraceae. The coding region runs from base 1 to 1518 and encodes 505 amino acids. Gene Ontology annotation, molecular function: aldehyde dehydrogenase (NAD+) activity. The record is from RefSeq and is a predicted model, not a curated record.